Messenger RNA from Aphanomyces astaci, 1148 nucleotides. RefSeq lists its product as hypothetical. NCBI's taxonomy places the organism in Eukaryota, Oomycota, Saprolegniomycetes, Saprolegniales, Verrucalvaceae. The record is from RefSeq and is a predicted model, not a curated record. The coding region runs from base 20 to 928 and encodes 302 amino acids. The transcript has 2 exons.
UAAAAGCGUCGACACUGUCAUGCCAGAGUUGCUGCCGCUUGAUCAACUGCCGCCAGCGUUCCAGUACUACUACUUGGAGCAUGGAGAAGCCGGGCGUGUAAACUCUAGUCCUGCCGCCGACAAGAGCGUCGAGUCGCCGCCAGCGCAAUCUGGGCCACGCAUGAAGCUGAAGGACUUGACCUGGAAAAACAAAGCACGGUUCAACGAGCUCAUGGAGCGGCACACGUUUGUAGUCUUGACAGACCUCGGCGACGCUGUGGAAGCAUUGUACACGGACUUGCGUGUCGCCAUGCAAGCCUUCUUUGAACAGGACCGCGCGGCCAAAGACACGUGCACGAGCAAGUACAUUUACAGGAACGAAAACAAAACGCCCAUGUGGUAUGCUGGCUACGAAAGCACCCACGUCCGCGAAUGCUUCCGCGCGCAUACCGGUGAUCUCUCGCGCAUGCAAUGGCCUAGCGCUGACUUUGAAGCGAAGUACUUGGCUCUCCUCAAGGUAUGCCAAACCAUUUGCGACAAGAGCUUGUCCUUGACCCUCGGCUACAACGCGGACACGGCGCGCGUGCACCAGGCGGCGGGCGAAGAUUUGUCGGUGUGCUAUGGCUUGCACUACCCCAACCAAGUCGGCACGGGGCAGUCCAACGACGAAAACGUGUACGAACACAUCGACCCGAGCUUGUAUGUGAUCGAGCCUGUGACGGACGUGGCCGGCCUGGACGUGUUCGACCCGCAUGCCAACGAGUGGCUGUCGGCCGAAACGGUGUGCGUGCCCCACAAGGAGUGGGUGCUGUUCUGCGGCAAGGCGUUGACCCGGGUCACCGAAGGACGGGUGCCAGGCACGCUGCAUCGCGUCACACGACCAGACCACACCCGCAACGUCCCUCGGUAUUGCUUUAUUUACGAGCAAAAGUACCAGCCCUACUUUUAGACCCACAAUAUAUGGCCAAGGAUGAUACGGACGUCGGACUAGUAUGUCAAAAACACUUUGCCUUUCAAAACCAACAACCAUGAUCGGUCGGUGGGUUGAUGUAGAAACGUAAAGUGCCAAUUGUUGCAAUAUUGUGGAUUCAGUACCAAUUUCCAGACCCCGUCGAAUAAUCGAGUCACGAAUCGACGCUAUUGGUUAAUCCAAUUUUGAGUGGAUUUGA